This is a messenger RNA of Colletes gigas, 1630 nucleotides long. RefSeq names its product tRNA (adenine(58)-N(1))-methyltransferase catalytic subunit TRMT61A (gene Trmt61). The record is from RefSeq and is a predicted model, not a curated record. Bases 556 to 1515 code for a protein of 319 amino acids. Lineage: Eukaryota; Metazoa; Arthropoda; Insecta; Hymenoptera; Colletidae. The transcript is spliced from 4 exons. Gene Ontology annotation, cellular component: nucleus; tRNA (m1A) methyltransferase complex. Gene Ontology annotation, biological process: tRNA methylation.
CGAUUUUCAUUUCGAAACCCUUCAAAUUUGAAUAUGCUCUUCUUGAGCACCGUAUCGAACAAAUGGAAUUGAUAUAUUAUAAUUUAUGAUCGGUUUAUAGUCGCUCAUUUUUAUUUUAAAUCGUUAAUAAGUGUACUGAUUAUGACCACGUGUGGGACUAUACAACAUGUGUAUAUACGGAACAUACGUAUAACCACAUUGUGAUAUAAACUGUGAAUAUACAGUAUUAAAAUCUGUGAUGUAUAACCAUAACGAUGAUAUUAAAAAAUAUAUAACAGAAGCACAUAGAACAAAAAUUUUACGUACGUUAUCGUAAAGGAUUUUACAAAUAAUGUCCUACAUAAGCUAAUGAAUUAAUAAUGAUUUGAAAAUGUACAUGAUAUGUAAUAUAUAAAACCAUAUCAAGUAUAAAUUAGAUUUGACAAAUUAAAAUAAAAAAUAAGUCGAUAACUAUAACAUAAUCGUCUAAAAUACAGCAACGAUUGUUGUAAACAGAAGAUAAAAACAAGGACGUAAGAAAUAGCAAAAAAGUAUAUCGCAUUCAUUUUCAGCAAAAUGAGUUUUAACAAAGUUAAAGAAGUCAUAGAAGAAGGGGAUGUAGUAAUUUUAUAUUUAGGUCCUAGUAAUAUGCACUCUUUAGAAAUAAAACAAAAAAUUGUAAAUAAGAAGGGUAACAUGGUCGAUAAUAUCUUUCAAACGAUAUACGGAGCGUUGAAAGUUUUUUCUCUUGUUGGGAAGAAAUAUGGUACGAAAGUGCAACUUUCACGCGGAUGGGGCUACGUGUUGCAGCCAACACCGGAACUUUGGACAUUAACGGUUCCUCAUAGGACACAAAUCAUCUACAGUCCUGAUAUAAGUCUUAUUAUGUACUUGAUGGAUCUAACACCAGGAAACAUAAUUAUCGAGACAGGCACUGGAAGCGGAUCUCUUUCGCAUGCACUUAUUCGUGCGAUUCGUCCACAUGGGCAUCUUUAUACAUUCGAAUUUCACGAACAACGUGUGAACGUUGCUCGUGUUGAAUUUGAGAGACACGGUCUUAGUAAAUUUGUAACUUUAGGUCAUAAAGAUGUUUGCGUAGAAGGAUUCGGAGAAGAACUAAAAACUAAAGUAGAUGCAAUCUUUUUGGACCUCCCACAUCCAUGGCUAGCAAUCGAUCAUGCAUUACAUACAUUUAAGAAGUCAGGUGGAAAACUUUGUUCUUUUUCUCCUUGUAUCGAACAAGUUCAACGUACGUGUGAGAAAUUAAUAUCAAAAGGGUUCAUAGAAUUAAAUACAUACGAGUGUUUACAAAGAGAAAUGAACGUACAAUAUAGAAAUCUUUCUACAUUGGAUUUAGAAUGCCUGAAGUACGAGGAUAUGGCACAACAAAAUGAAAAUGAAAAGCAAAAUCAAACAAAACUUCUUACUGUAACGCACGCUCGUUCUCUGCCUGGUCAUACAGGAUUCAUCACUAUUGCAACGCUACCUCCAUUGUAUGCACGGAAAUCAGAAAUAUGUUUACAGUCCAAAGACUGAUUAAGCCUCAAAUAAUGGCAAAAAAUUACAAAACGUUGGUGAAAAUCUGUGAUGAACAAAGAAAGAGUUGUUAAGACUAGUGAAUAAUAAUCAGAUCCGAAACUCUUUUCAUACG